Menidia menidia (Atlantic silverside) is the source of this 504-nucleotide messenger RNA. The record is from the annotation of a GenBank genome assembly. NCBI's taxonomy places the organism in Eukaryota, Metazoa, Chordata, Actinopteri, Atheriniformes, Atherinopsidae.
GCCAAGGCCAGGUUAUAUCUGUCCAGAGGGCUGUAUAUGGACGGCGCGAUCGGACAACAUGUACAAUUGGGCGACCUGCCUCCCAACUUGAAAAUGUGCGCUGCUCAACACCUGCAAACAAAGUUGCUGAAAGUCGAAAUUCAAACCUGUAUUUGCAUCCAUAGAUGCAAUGGGAAAAGCAGUUGCUCUGUCGAUGCGAUAAACUCUGUGUUCGGAGACCCCUGUUAUGGCACUUACAAGUACCUGGAGCUGGAUUACAUUUGCCAAACCCAAAGCCAGGUUAUAUCUGUCCAGAGGGCUGUAUAUGGACGGCGCGAUCGGACAACAUGUAUAACUGGGCGACCUGCCUCCCAGAUUGAAAAUGUGCGCUGCUCAACACCUGCAAACAAAGUUGCUGAAAGAUGCAAUGGGAAAAGCAGUUGCUCUGUCGAUGCGAUAAACUCUGUGUUUGGAGACCCCUGUUAUGGCACUUACAAGUACCUGGAGGUGGAUUAUACCUGCCAA